This is a messenger RNA of Racocetra persica, 682 nucleotides long. Lineage: Eukaryota; Fungi; Glomeromycota; Glomeromycetes; Diversisporales; Gigasporaceae. The record is from the annotation of a GenBank genome assembly.
AUGGAACUAGAAGUGCUAGAAAAUUUUAAUCACCAAAUUUAUAUUCAACAAAUUAAAGCAAAAACCUACUCCUAUUUGCCACAAAAUUUUUUAUCAUUAUUAGAUUUAAUUGCACAAACUAAUAUUGAAAAAACUGGAACUUUGGAACAUUAUAAUUUUACAGUUCAAGAGGCAUUAGACUUCCGUGCAAUAUCUGGUAGAUUAAUUAAUCAUGUUGUAACUGGCUCAGAACGAUUUCCUGGUCAUUUUAUUGGACCUUUUCGUGAGAUUGUCUUAUCAACUAAGAUAACUAACUUUCUUCUUCAAUAUUAUUCAAAUAUUUAUCUAAAUUACAGCUUUUACAGUGAAAAUCAAAAACCAAACUCAAAACAAUCAAUUCUAGUUUCUUCAACAGCCUAUGAUGGUUCAAGAAUUAAUUGGCCAGGAGUAAUUAAGUUUUUUUUUGAACAUCGUAUACUUUUACCUAGUUUGACAACGCCGAUUAGCCAUUAUCUUGCUAUAGUUGAUUGGUACAAGAGGGAUCCACAAAAGCAAGGUUACUUUUAUAUCAAAUCAAAUAAUAGUAUAUUGUCUACAAAUGCAGAUGGAAGCUAUCACGCAGAAUCAUGGGAAGAUCAAUUUAUUAAGCAAGGAUUUGAAUCAAUAUUGCCAAUUCAAAGAAUUAUUAGCCGAUUUGUUAAAG